UCGAUCAAUAUUAUAAGAGAGAGAAGUCAAAUAUAUACUAAUUACUUAAGGUAUGGCAACGGAGGGAAGGCCAUUUGCAGCAACAGCUAAUCGGGUUUAUGAGGAUAUUGAACUACCGUCAUCAGCAGAGUGGGUUCAAGACGAAGGAUAUGAAACUCUCAUUGUCAAUCUACAGGGAUAUAAGAAGGAGAAUCUGAGGAUCCAAGUAACCUCAACUCGAAACAUAAGGGUGCUCGGUGAACGCCCAGUUCGUCCGGAAAACAAUGUAUGGCAGCGCUUCCGCAAAGAAAUUCAAGUUCCAUCAAACUGUGAUGUUAAUGAAACCUCUGCCAGGUUUGACAACGGAUUCCUUUACGUCAAGAUUUCGAAAACCAUAGCUCCGGUCGAGACAGCAGCACAAAAGGAUCAGAAACCACUAAAGCCAGCAACUGAAAAACCACCACCACCCGCAGAAGCAAAAAUUCCAAAGCCUCAAAAGCCUAGAUGGGAAGAAUAA
Molecule: messenger RNA, 496 nt
Organism: Rosa chinensis
Lineage: Eukaryota; Viridiplantae; Streptophyta; Magnoliopsida; Rosales; Rosaceae
Product: inactive protein RESTRICTED TEV MOVEMENT 2-like
Exons: 2
Coding region: 53-496 (147 amino acids)
Source: RefSeq, a predicted model, not a curated record